AUGACUUCAAAUCCUCCUGCUGUUAAGGCGCCCAGGGAAAAGCCUGCUGCGAUGUUCACUUGCAAAAGCUGUCGGCAGCGCAAGCGCAAAUGCUCGAGGGAAAAACCCGCAUGCCAGCGGUGUGUGCGUCUCGCGAUCCCGUGCGUGUAUGAGCUGCCUCCCAAGCACCUGAUCCGCUCGGUGUCUACCGGCACGAUCGAAGGCGUCGGCGCGGACAGCGCGGGCGGUGCGGGCAGCGCUGGCAGCGCCAGCGCGAGCGCGAGCACUAGUGUCAGCGUCGAUGUCAGCGGCAGGAGCAGCGCCUGCAGCACCGCGGGUGCUGCUGGCUCAGGGCUUCUGCGCGACUUCCCGGCCGGCUUCAUGCACGGCUCUGCGCUCGCGUCGCUCCCUACGCUCGAACCUACCGGCUCUCUCGACACAGACACGCGCAUCUCGGGCCAACCGCUCAAAGUACAUUUCCACACGACACUGGACCUCGACUCGCAUCUCCACAAAGACCCAUUCCUGCUUGAAUUCGCCGCGUCCUGUGUCGCCUGCGGCCCGCAGCUCGCGCGCAAUCCACAGUCCAGCGGGUUAGGCCACGCGUGGUUCAGCCUCACUGUCCAGUGCCACGACCUGCUAGUGCCCCGAUUGAACUCCUUGAAGACUCCAUCUCCGGUGCCCUCUCUACUUGCGCCUGGCACUCCGCGCACCCGCGCCUUCCAGGGGCCUCGUUCCGAGGACUUCCAGGCUUCCUGCGCAGCGCUCAUAGCCGACAUCUCCAGCGCCCUACCGUCCAUGCAGGCCAUUGAGACCUAUAAAGUGCAGUUUUACCAGAAUGUGUACACAGCCGUGCCCGUUCUCAAUAUCCAGACGUUUGAGCGCUCUUUCCAGGACCUUGUGGUCGGGGACUCAUGCGGCGCGGCGCGCCUGAAAUUUGGCUCUGCAGACCACCAUCCAAAGAUUACGCACCUCGUAAUCCUACUCAUGGCUAUUCGGAUGGGCUAUGUGUGCCUCUGUCUAUACAACGACCGAGUCGAGCGUGACGCUUUACUCAAGAAACAGACUGAGCUGUGGCUGCGCCAAAACGCGGUCCCGCGCGACGUGCUGCUCUUGGUCAAAAGGUGUCUUGAGCUACUUGACGUGUAUGAAAACCCCUCUGAGGAUAUUUUAUGCUGUCUCAUCUAUCUACGCCAAAUUCUGCUUCUCGAGAGAAGUGACGGUUGGUCAUUGAUUGGCGUCACCAACGCGGAGUUGCUUGAGGCCACCGUGUACCUUGCUUCGCGAAUGAACCUGUAUUCUAACGCGAUCGACACGAUGACAGAAGGCGCAACUACGGUGCAAGAAAAGCUUUAUCGCCGGAAGUUGUGGCUUUCAAUUUGUUCUAUUAGUUUGCAUGAGCAUACACUUCGGGGUGGCGAGCCUUUCGUUAAGGCAAGGCAACUUCGCCAGUUUUCCGACCACUACCAAGUCUUCGACGACUAUAGAGCUAUUUCGUUGCGAGAGCUUCCUUUGGAUGACCAGAUCGAGCUAGACUACCACAUAAUGCUUCUGAAAAACCAUCAGUUCAUGGAAGUACUAUGCGAUAUAGAGGAAAGCCAUCCAAGCAACGUUGAGUUUCUGGACAACAAGGUUCACGAAAACGAACGGCUUGCUUUAUUUUUCAAGGACGGGUUUCCUGAUGCCGACCCUGCGUACAAGAUUGAUGUGAAUCUUCCGUUGUACUUGCUGUGCAACUCAGGACAUAUUCCGGUGCGAAUCGGUUCCGUCAAGCAGAUCGCUGUUUUUCAAACAAGAUUCGCGCUUUUGAUCAAACAGCUCUCCAACUCUUCGCUAUUAAUGUUUUACUACGAGAAAGAGUACAAAUUCUCAAAUGCGGUGGAUUCUCUUUACAAUUUUGAACGCCAUCUGUUUGACUCCAUGAAAAUUCUUUUGCAACUGUUCGAAUACUAUAGAGAUUACGCUUUUGGCAGAUUAGCCGAAGUGACCCCUAGCGCUAUGAGAUAUAUUCUGGCCAACACAAUGUCACCCAUAUUCAAUCGUACGACCCUAGUGAUACACGGGAUCAUUCUACGUUUUGUCUAUCUUCAAGAACGAGCUGACUUUGAAAGAGACCUAGAAAAGGCACCCUUGCUCCAAAAAAUCGUGUCCCAACUUCGCGCCUUGGUCGUUACCUCUAGUGACUGCAUGAAAAUGGAAUUUUUGCCGCCCAAAUCACUUGAUUUGAAUCGUAACUUUAUUCGACUCCUUGACGCUAGAGUCUUGCUCAUUUCUACCAAGCAGUAUGCAGUUCUAGACGACAUCGAUCUCGAGAAACAGCAUGACGCGAUGCAGAUUUGUGGGCCUGGAUAUGCGGAUUAUUACAAUAACGCUGUAACGCAACUGAGUUUGAACUCGCUUGGAAAAUUUCUCCAGCUCCUGGAAUCUACGACGUUUAAUAAAAAGAGCGACUCCCCCAUGAACAUUUUCAGCAACAUUGCUAGUUAUAGCGGAGCGUCUCUUGACGCAAACGAAAAUACCUCUUCCUUUUCAUGA
Molecule: messenger RNA, 2514 nt
Organism: Lachancea thermotolerans CBS 6340
Lineage: Eukaryota; Fungi; Ascomycota; Saccharomycetes; Saccharomycetales; Saccharomycetaceae
Product: Zn(II)2Cys6 transcription factor
Exons: 1
Coding region: 1-2514 (837 amino acids)
Biological process (GO): regulation of DNA-templated transcription
Cellular component (GO): nucleus
Molecular function (GO): zinc ion binding; DNA-binding transcription factor activity, RNA polymerase II-specific
Source: RefSeq, a predicted model, not a curated record